Rhincodon typus (whale shark) is the source of this 5262-nucleotide messenger RNA. RefSeq names its product TLR4 interactor with leucine-rich repeats (gene tril). The transcript has a single exon. The record is from RefSeq and is a predicted model, not a curated record. NCBI's taxonomy places the organism in Eukaryota, Metazoa, Chordata, Chondrichthyes, Orectolobiformes, Rhincodontidae. The coding region runs from base 530 to 2839 and encodes 769 amino acids. Gene Ontology annotation, cellular component: extracellular matrix. Gene Ontology annotation, molecular function: protein binding.
AAUGUAUCUCGAUAUUAUACCCCUCCCACUGCCUCCUCGGCCUUCGCAUAAACACAUCUGCGUUUUGGCCGAAGUCUCUUGAGGGAAAUGCAGGGAAGUACAAAUUUCCGGCUGUUUUCUUGGCAUAGGUUAGUGCAUUUUCUAAAUCUGCCACUGUCCAAAGUUCCCCCUUUUGCGUCUUGGGUGCUUGUAGGAUUGCGAGACUCGACGAUUUAGGGGCACUGUUUUGUAUACAAUGCUAAAGAGCCUCCAAGAUUUGUCUCCACAACCAGGGAAGGGGGAGGGGGUGGAUUUAAUUGUAUUUCCAAAUGCAGUCUGCAAAAGAAGUUAACCAAGUGCGUUCAUCUCUCUCUGCGUGCAUGUAGCAACGGAUAGAUGGACGAAGCUGUCUGCUUGUCUCACCAUCGCUCGCUCUCUUGUCUCAAACAAAACUCUUAGAAACUGCUCCCCCACCCCCCACCCCCACCGCAAAGGAAGAUGGAAUGCAAAGGAUAAUAAAAAAAAAAGCCAAGGCAGCUGACCAUUGGGGAUGGAAAGUUUGUGGAUGGUCUGGCUGUUAUUUCUUUGUUUGAUCUGCUCUGCUGAAUCGUUCUGUCCCUCGCAAUGUGAGUGCCAGCUCCAGAACCUGCUGUGUACAAACCGAGGUCUCCGCACGGUUCCGGAAACCCAGCAAAAUGCUGCGGACAUCCUGACUUACAGCUUAGGGGGCAACUUUAUCAGCAACAUCUCCGACUUGGACUUCCCGCAUUUCACCGGGCUGCUCCGGCUGGAUUUACAGUACAACAAGAUCGAGUACAUUCAUCCCAAAACUUUCGAGAAACUUGCCAGACUGGAGGAACUCUACUUGGGCAAUAACAUCAUCUCUAUCAUCCCUGUCAAUGCUUUCCAUUAUCUCCGCAGACUGAGGCUUUUAAAUAUGAAUAACAAUUGCCUGAAGAAGUUGAAUCCAAAUGUGUUUUCACAUCUAGGUAAUUUAAUGAGGCUCAGACUGGACGGCAAUUCUCUGAAGAUUUUGCAAGAUGCGGUUUUUAAACAUUUGGGGAACCUCCUUUACCUGCAGUUGGAGUCCAACCAGAUCCACACCAUCAGUGGAAAUACUUUUAUAAACUUAAGGAAGUUGACAUAUUUAAACCUUGCCAAGAAUAACCAGACUUCCUUACAAAACAGGGCCGUGUUUGCCCAUCUCAGGUCACUGAUCACUUUAAUCCUGGCCGAGAAUAAUAUCAAGUAUAUCGGAAACCGAGUGUUCCAAAUGCAGCAGAAACUUUCCAGGCUGUCUCUCAGCCAGAACAAAAUCUCUCAUAUCGCCACCGAAGCCUUUGGAGGCCUGGGUGGGUUAACGGAGCUGCUCAUUAAUGGUAACCUACUGAGAGAAAUCCCAGAUAAACUGCUGGACCCUUUGCAAAAGCUGGAACAGUUAGAUCUCAGCCAGAACCAUAUCAGCAGUGUGCACCCACAAGCGUUUAAAGAGCUAACAGCUCUCAAGGUGUUAAAACUGAAGAGCAAUCACCUGACCUACCUACCUGGGGAUGUGUUUGUGUUCAGCAACUCCCUCUAUAGCCUUGAUCUGAGUGAUAAUAACUGGACGUGCAACUGCCGCCUCAAAGGUUUAAAGCGGUGGAUGAGCUUGGCACACGGUCAAGGAAGGCUGCUCACCAUCUUUGUUCAGUGUAAUGAUCCCCCUGUGCUGAAUGGAAGAUAUCUCGAUUAUUUGACAGAUUCAGAGAUGCAAGCAGCUGGCAGGGCUGACCUGUGUCACUCUCAGAAGGCACAGCCUUUGGUCAACCAUUCUCAAGGUGCUCCAGAUGGCAUUGUACUGUCCCCGGUGCACGUCAAUGUGCAGUCGGAUCAGGAGCGGUUCCUGCAGCCAGGCAAAACGCAGACUGAAAGAACCAUGCGCCAACAAGAAGCUGACACCCGGCAGAAAGCACCUUCUUUACCGACAACGGUGUCCAACCUAUUGCCUAAAAGUAAGCAUGUCAUUCUCCUACCUAAACCAACCAAAACAUUUACAACCAGUCCGAGCUUGGGAAGUGUUGGAGAAGCUCCGCAGUCGCAGACUGUGACACGGGACACCUUAGAAGUCUUUACUCCUUACACAACUGUCCUGGUUUCAUCCAAGUCAGAGCGUUAUUAUCUCCUCAAAUCUAAGGACAAGUUAGUGCAGAAACCACUGAUAACAGAUCCAUGUGAGUUUAACAAGCUCUACAUUACCAACCUAACAGUGGAUGAGGUUACCUCAUCCACUGCCACGAUCAGAUGGAAGGUAGCACACCCUGGUUUCAGAAACCCUAUACAUUUUCGGGUGCUCUUUGACCGGUUUGGCCAAUCAGUGACAUUUCAUCGCUUCAUCUACGUCAAGGAUAGAUUGGAAUGGGUCACUCUGAGAGAACUGCAGGCAGAGACUCCUUAUAUUGUGUGCCUGGAAAGUGUCAUCUCUGACCAUGUGUGCCAAGUAGCUUCCCGCGAUCAUUGCCUGGGGGUCCUCACCUUGCCUCUGAAGAAAGGUGCCCUGGAUGUGCAGCAUUUUAUUUUGAUUUUAUCGGCUGCCAACGCUUUCCUGGUCUUCCUUGGCCUCACAAUCUGGAUGUCCCGAGUGCUGAGAAAACUGCGAAGGAAACGGGCCCCAGUCAACGUGAGACGGAUGUACUCCACGCGCCGCCCAUUGCGCUCCAUGGGCUCUGGGGUUUCAGCAGGCGACUGUGGAGGCUUCCAGUCCAACAGAUCGCGGUCAGUCAUGUAUCAACUGAAUGAGGCUGAUCUGAUGGAUUUCCAGUCAGAUCGGCUGAUGGACAUCAGUUUAAGGAGGGAAGACCUUGGACAACGGUAUGCUGAUUAAUGCUCAUAGUCAAGUUUGCAUGUGGAUGUUAAAACAAAAAGGAAAUGACCUAAUGCCCUAUUACUGGGUUAAUGUGAUAACAAGAUCACUCUGCUUGACCAAAGGUUUCUUGUAGUUUAUGGUCUAAUCGCGUUAAAGUAGCAGUAGCAGUGUCUGUAACGUUGGUUUGAGGAAGUGUCAAUGUUGAUAAAAUGCCUUUCAGACAUCCCAAAGCACUUCACAGCAAAGAAAGAUAAUAGAGCCAAUUUGUGCACCAAGACCAAAUAAGUAACCGGAAAAUGGGUCGUGUUAUGAUUCUGUUUUGGGGAUAACUAUUGGCCAGGACACACAAGAACUCCUUCUUCACAGUGGGAUGAGAUCUUUUCCAUCCACUUAAAAGGGCAAACAUGAUCUCAGCUUAUGUUCUCAUCUGAGAAGUAGCAUCUCAGAUAAUAUAUGGAUCUCUAAUUACUGCACUGAAGCCUGAGGCAAAAUUUAUAGGCCCAAGUCUCUGGAACGGGGCUGAAAGCCACAAAUCUUUAUCUGAAGAAAGAGUGCUGCCCCUAUCCAGUCUGACAUUUUUGGAGAAAUAUUACCACACUUGGUUUGCUUUGUGUCCAAACUAGUCCAUUAAACUAAAUCUAUGUGCCUAACUCUUUCUUUCAUUGCAUUUUUCCAAAGCUUAUUUUUCACGAUAUACUGUAACCUCACCAGUCCAGAAUACUUGAGACCAUUCAGUUCCGAAUGUUGGAAUUUUCUGGAUUAUGGGAAUGACUAAACACAAGCUUGUGAAUCAGAAAAAAAAACUCUAGAUAUAAAUAGUGACUUGAAACAUAAAGCAUCAAUAACCAUUACAUUAAAAAAUUUACUUAUCCAAAUGUUACAAUUUCCAUGCUUCCACUUCCACAAUAUGGUACUAAAUGAUACACUGACCUUGAGAGAAUAUUUGGGUCUGCUCAAAAAAUUUGCAGACAACUGGUGAUUCCAAAUAAUAGAUUCCUGGACUGGAGGGAAUACAAUGGAAUAUAAAUGGUACUUUCAAGCAACUUACAAAGUUGAUCAUUUUAGAGAAAUAUUUCUACUGUGUACAUAAAUGGUGGCUGUUUAUAUAAUGCACAUUUUCACACUAAUUUUUCAGGAUUGGCUAUAUACAAAGUAGUAGAAUAAUUUUUUGUUACAAAGUGCACCAUCGCUUCAAUGUUGAUCCAACUUCAAAACCUUACCCCUGAAAUCUUUCUGGAUAGUGUGGGCUUUUAUCCCAAGGAAAUUUAAUGUGCAGUAUUUCGACACACAAAUUUGCAAUUUCAAUGUACUUUAAGCAAAUAUAUUGCCAAAUUCCCACAGAAUGUGUACAUAUCUAUUUAACUACGUAUCUAUCCACAUAACUGUGUUCCAAACAUCUGUCAUAUUUCAAGUAUGACAAAAAGUAGUUUUGUGCUGUUUUUCUUUGAUGUGGAACAAAACAUUUACAAUCAUUUACAAUCAUCUUCAGAUCUGUAAAUUUCUUUCACAAAGCGGCAACUUAACUGAUUGACUUCAGAUUCUGUAUAGUUACUGAAAAUAGAUUUUAUUCUCUCACAGAUACAGGGAAACUUCAAUAGUUCCAUCUUAGCAACAGAAAGAAUCCUACAGCACGAAAGAGGCCCAUUUGGUUCAUUAUGUUUGUGCUGUUUGAAAGAGCGAUACAAUUAGCCAGAAGUUACCAUUGAUUUUACUUCCAACUCUUUUUUUUCUGGUGAAUACAACUUGUGUGGAAAAAAAAUCAUCCAUGGUUCUUCUGCAACUCACCUUGAAUCUCUGUCUUCUGGUUUCUGACCCUCUUGCUAUUAGAAACUGCCUUAACUUUUUCCAUCAAACCUUUCAUUAUUUUAAACUCUUCUGCUAAAUUGCCCCUGAUGAUUUUAAAGUGCUUGUAAUGGCUGUAUAAUGUUUUGAACCAUUAAGGCAUUUUUGGCAGCACACAUUUCUUUCUUUAACAAAAUAUUACUAAUGUUGGAAAGUCUAAAAUAAAUCCAGAAAAUGCUGGAAAAACUCUACAGGUCUGGGAAUAUCCUCAGGGAUAGAAAAUCAAAGUUCAUAUUUUAGAUUAAUGGCUUUUCAUCAGGUGAUUAGUUCAUCAACCCAAAUUAUUAACUCUGUUUCUCUUUCUGCAGAUGCUCUCAGAUCUGAUAAUAAUUUUCUGAUUUUAGUGAAGCAUAUCUUCCUUGCUUUUGAACAAUAGGUCUCUGUUUAUGAAGUCCAAGGAUCGCAUUUACUUCUUGGCAGUGUUUUCAACUUAGAUGCAAUAUGUGUUUUGCAAAAAUUAGUGCUCAAUGCACAUCACCCAAUAUACCCUGAAUAAAAUUGCAGGGCUAGUUUUACCAACCAGUUUUCUCUGGGUGCUCUGGUUUCCUCCCACAGUCCAAAGAUGUUAGGUGGAUUAGAUGUGCUAAAUUGCCCAUCGU